Aspergillus wentii DTO 134E9 is the source of this 945-nucleotide messenger RNA. Its product is annotated as trans-2-enoyl-CoA reductase (NADPH) TSC13. The record is from RefSeq and is a predicted model, not a curated record. Bases 1 to 945 code for a protein of 314 amino acids. Gene Ontology annotation, biological process: very long-chain fatty acid biosynthetic process. Gene Ontology annotation, molecular function: oxidoreductase activity, acting on the CH-CH group of donors. The transcript is spliced from 3 exons. Lineage: Eukaryota; Fungi; Ascomycota; Eurotiomycetes; Eurotiales; Aspergillaceae.
AUGGCGUCAACAAAGAUCACCUUGGUCAUUGAACCACGGGGAAAACCCAUCAAGAAGCUCCCCAAGGAGAUUCAGAUUGAGCGUGAUGCGUCUGUGCAGCAGAUAUACACGUCCCUUGCUGAGGCCUCCAGUUUUUCUAUCCAUCGUCUCCGAAUUACCAAGGGAAGCGACCGUAGCUUGGUCCCGAAUUCGAAGGAUACCACCGUUGAUGAUGCGGGGCUGAAGGACAAGAGCGUGGUCCACGUCAAGGAUCUCGGUCCCCAGAUCGCCUGGCGCACCGUGUUCAUCAUCGAAUACUUGGGCCCUCUUCUCAUUCCCGCACUUUUCCUGUUCCCUCUUCGACCGCUCCUCUACUACAACUUCGACAAGCCUCUUCCCGAGCCCUCUGACCUCCAGCUCCUGGUAUGUGGAUUAUUGACCGUUCACUUCUUGAAGCGCGAGUUCGAGACCGUCUUCAUCCACCGCUUCAGCAAUGCCACCAUGCCAGCCCGCAACAUCUUCAAGAACAGCGCGCACUACUGGGUCCUGGCAGGUUUCAACAUCGCCUACUGGGUCUUCCGUCCUGAUGCCGCCGCAGCAAAAACAACAAACGAAAUCAGCCCUGCCCUCUUGUACGGCGGAUUGGGCCUGUUCGCCUUCUCGGAACUGGCUAACCUCAACACUCAUGUGGUGUUGCGUGGUUUGCGCCGUCCUGGUACCACCGAGCGGGGUAUUCCCACUGGCUUUGGAUUCGGCCUGGUGACUUGCCCCAACUACAUGUUCGAGGUGCUCGCUUGGGUUGGUGUCUACCUUGUGUCUGGCUUGAGCUGGAGUGUCCUGUUCUUUAUCGCCGUCGGUGGUGCGCAGAUGGCCAGCUGGGCUGCUAAGAAGGAACGUCGCUACCGUAAGGAAUUCGGUGACAAGUACAAGCGCAAGAGCUUCGUCAUGCUCCCCGGUAUUUUCUAG